Malus domestica (apple) is the source of this 1237-nucleotide messenger RNA. RefSeq names its product 28 kDa ribonucleoprotein, chloroplastic-like. NCBI's taxonomy places the organism in Eukaryota, Viridiplantae, Streptophyta, Magnoliopsida, Rosales, Rosaceae. The record is from RefSeq and is a predicted model, not a curated record. Gene Ontology annotation, biological process: chloroplast rRNA processing. Gene Ontology annotation, molecular function: mRNA binding. Gene Ontology annotation, cellular component: chloroplast thylakoid membrane.
CUUUGGACCAUCCUGGUCUCUAAUGUAACCCAACCAAACCCUUCUCUCAUUCCUUAUCCCCUCCUCCACCUCUCUCUCCCCCCCCCCUCUCUCUCUCUCUCUCUCUAUCUCCUUCCAGCCAUGGCUUCUGCAACCGCCACUCUUCUGAAGCCACUAUCAAGCUCCGAAACCUGCCUCGCCGCGGUGCCACCCGCCCUAUUCGCCCUCCAAAACCAAUACCCAAUUCUCUCACUCCCCUCAAAACCCACCAAGCUCUCACAAAUCUCCUGCUCCUUCACUCCCUCACUCUCCUCGUUUCUCUCUCUAAAGCACAAGUCUUUGCCUCUCCUCCGCGUGGCUCAGACCUCCGACUGGGCUCAGGAGGAAGAAUUGAAAGAAGAGGCCGAAAGCGCAGAGGAGGAGGGAGCAGAGGAGAGCUCCGGCGACGGAGUUUUGGCGGUCGGAGAAGAGGAAUACUAUCCCGAGCCGCCGGAGGAGGCCAAGCUCUUUGUGGGUAAUUUGCCUUAUGACGUUGACAGUGAAAAACUUGCUAAUCUUUUCAAUGAUGCUGGAGUUGUUGAGAUUGCUGAGGUGAUUUACAACAGGGAAACUGAUCAGAGCCGAGGAUUUGGGUUUGUGACUAUGAGCACUGUUGAAGAAGCUGAGAAGGCUGUGGAGAUGUUCCACCGCUACGAUAUAGGUGGGAGGGCUUUGACUGUAAACAAGGCUGCUCCUAGAGGGUCACGCCCUGAAAGACCCAUUCGAACGAAUGAGCCUUCAUUCAGAAUCUAUGUUGGUAAUCUUCCGUGGCAAGUGGAUGAUUCUCGUUUGGAGCAGGUUUUCAGUGAACAUGGAAACGUGGUCAGUGCCAGGGUAGUUUAUGACCGGGAAUCAGGGCGUUCACGUGGGUUUGGGUUCGUUACAUUCUCUAGCGAGACAGAAGUGGACAAUGCCAUUGCUGCCCUUGAUGGACAGAGUUUGGAUGGCAGAUCAAUCCGAGUAAACGUUGCUGAAGAGCGACCAAGGCGUCGUUCAUUUUGAAUUUAACAAGAUAAUUGUAUGAGCUCUUCAAGAUUCGUGCUUAGUUUCGGGUGGGGAUCCUGGGUAUGUUUCUUCUUUGACGAGAAAUUUUCUUUUAGGGAUCCAAGGUUUAUGUAGAUAGGUUAUUAUUUUGUAUCUCUUGCACGUCGACAACAGUAUGGCCUGUAUUGUUCUCACUCUUGUCAAUCCAAUGCAAUUCUCGCUCUCAUCUGAUUAA